Fusarium odoratissimum NRRL 54006 is the source of this 2855-nucleotide messenger RNA. Its product is annotated as dihydroorotate oxidase. Lineage: Eukaryota; Fungi; Ascomycota; Sordariomycetes; Hypocreales; Nectriaceae. The record is from RefSeq and is a predicted model, not a curated record. Gene Ontology annotation, molecular function: dihydroorotate dehydrogenase activity. The coding region runs from base 284 to 1693 and encodes 469 amino acids. Gene Ontology annotation, biological process: 'de novo' pyrimidine nucleobase biosynthetic process; pyrimidine ribonucleotide biosynthetic process. Gene Ontology annotation, cellular component: mitochondrial inner membrane; cytoplasm. The transcript has 2 exons.
AUGAGAACUCAAUUCCAGUCUACGACGAGCGUUUUCGGCGUAAUAAGCUCCUUAAAUCACGAGACAGAAAUGAAUAAGAAACAGGUAUAUAUCUCAGAGUUGGCACUCCAGGCGCUGAUGCGCCUUAUAUCUUGCUGUAUACUGUGCAUCACACUGUCUGAUACUGUGCUCUACAACCAAGGGUCGGCAAUUUGUGGAUGCGUUUUGAAGCUUCACCCGAACAACACUAUCGCGACCCGUGAAACCAUUGGGAGCUGGCCCGGCCCAGCAUCACUUCCCAGCCAUGUCUGCCGCUCUCUUCAGAUCACGAGCUGCCGUCUCCGGCACCCGAAUUGGUUCCUCCGCUCGUCCUGCCAUUCCUAGGUCACAGCUCGUCCAGCGCCGCAACGCAUCAUCUUCCUCUUCGGCUGGUGACGGAGCUGCUCUCAAGCUUGCUCUCUAUGGCACUGUUGGUGCUGUUGCUCUAUACGGCUCAUACCUCUACGCUACCGAUACCCGCGCUUUCUUCCACCGUUGGGUCGUUCCUCCAUUCAUUCGCUGGGCUUUCCCCGACGCUGAGGACGCUCAUCAUGCCGGCACCACAGCGAUGAAGGUGACUUAUGAGUUUAACCUUCACCCUCGAGAGCGUGAUACGACCCUCGACUCUCCUGAACUCGCCGUCAAUGUAUUUGGAACUGAAGUGUCGAACCCAAUUGGCAUCUCUGCUGGUCUUGACAAGGAUGCUGAGAUCCCAGAUGUGCUAUUUGAGCUUGGAGCUGGUAUUGUCGAGGUUGGCGGCUGCACUCCUCUUCCUCAAGAAGGCAACCCAAAGCCUCGAGUUUUCCGUGUUCGCAGCCUUGAUGGCAUGGUGAACCGAUAUGGUCUGAACUCUCGCGGAGCCGACGACAUGGCUAUUCGACUUAGGGAUAGACUUCGACGAUUCGCCCGAUCUCUUGGUGUGACUGAGAAGGAUGUUCUCAAUGGAGAGGUCCAUGUUCCGCCUGGAAGUCUGCGCAAGGGCCGUCUUCUGGCUGUUCAGAUCGCCAAGAACAAGGAGACGGACGAGCGGGAUGAGAAGGCUAUUGCCGAUGACUAUGUAUACUGUGUGCGAAGACUAGCUCGUUACGCUGAUAUUCUGGUCGUCAAUGUCAGCAGCCCUAACACACCUGGUCUGCGUGACCUUCAGGCUACCGAGCCCCUGACCCGGCUUCUCAGCGCUGUAGUUGACGAAGCUGCCAAGACUGACCGAAAGCAAAGGCCCAAGGUCAUGGUCAAGGUGUCACCUGAUGAGGAUGAGGAUACUCAGAUGGAGGGUAUCGUUGAGGCUGUUCACCGAAGUGGUGUUGACGGAGUCAUCGUGGGCAACACAACUAAGAGACGAGAUGGUGUUGUUCCCGAGGGCAUUAAGCUCACUGCUCAGGAGCAAAAGAACCUCAUGGAGACUGGUGGCUACUCAGGACCUGCUAUGUACAGCCGAACACUCGACCUUGUUCGACGAUACCGCAAGUUGUUAGACUCGCGCUCUUUCGCGGCAACAGCUGGAUCGCCACAGAAGGUCAUCUUUGCUACAGGAGGCAUCACCAAUGGCGAGCAGGCACGCAACAUUCUCAACGCUGGCGCGAGUGUAGCCAUGAUCUACACAGCAAUGACAUAUGGUGGUGCGGGUACUGUUACCAGGAUCAAGCGGGAGUUAAAAGAUGGCGGAAAGAAUUAGACAUGCUAUAGCAACAUUUCACGUUUUAUUUGUUCGUCAUAGGUAUAAAAAUGGGACAAGUUAUGAAGUUUGAGUGGUUUUUAUCUGCUUAUCAAUUUUUUUUAUAUUUGUCUGUUUUUAAUGUCAAAACCCCCAGUAUUCAAAAGGUCCAAACUUCAGACUCCUGAAAAUACUCAGCUUCUCCAUUUUCUAGCUUUCAUUGAUUGGGUCUAGCCAUAUCAAGUGACGAAGGACUGAUCAUCCAAAUUGGAUGUCAGCACGAAAACUCCUCAACUUCAAGAAACCCAGCGCGCAAGGAGGAGUGGCUUAAAAGCCAGGCUCCUUGUCGAGCCACUGACGCAGAGCGUCGGCGUAGCCUCGAAUCUGGGCCUGAAGAGCAGCAAUGCGCUUAUCGGCGUCACUGAUCUCCUUCAUCGCCAGGUGAACAUUGUCUGGCACUGGAUGCUUGCAGGCUUGCGCAAUUGCCGCCUGUGCCUCCUUCUUGUUGAUGAUGAGGCGUAGAGCCUCCUCCAGAGACUGUAAGGUCUUCUUACAGUCGUUAACCCAUUCGCGGCACUGAUUGGCCACAUUGCCAGCAUUGGAUAUCGCCUUCUUGUUGCUGAUGCUCGCGUUGACCAGAUAGUUCUGGUCUCGGGUAGUCUCCUUGUACUCCUUAAGCAGGAUUUCAUAUUCCUGCUGGAUUUCCUCCAGACUCCAGCUCUUACACUCCCCAGAAUCCGGGAGUGUCCAAUUUUGCGUUCUCAGUCUCGCUGCCUUCUUUUCUUGGCUCUUUUCCUGUUGGCGUACUGACAAGCCCCGGAGCAUGCCGCGAAUACCGGUGGCAGGUGCACCGUGGAUGGGGUCCUCGAAAGGGUUCUGGGUUGAGGACAUGAUGUUAGAAUUUAAGUUAAUGUGAGAGCAUAGGUAGGGUUUUUAUUGAUCUCUGAGAGACAGAGAGUUGGGAAUGGAGUACUGUGGCGGUGAAAAUGCUGCGAGAGGUGUUGCGAGAGGUUGUGGAGAGCUUUGCUGUGCAAGACAGGUGUAGGAAGUAAAUGGUGUUUGGUGAUGAUUGAAUAGAUAAGGAGAUAUCGUGGCUAUUUGUACCUCAAAUUGAAAUCAUCCGCAGCUCUCUGAGCCGUCCCAGUUCGUGUGAAGACAUUGAUUGUGUAAAUUCUGUUCCAUG